GAUGCUCGGCGAAACUUGCCGGAAAUUCACGAACACGUGGGUACGAAGUGGACCGGUGACGCAAUCAACGAAGAGAUAAACAGAAGGGAAGAUGUUGUCUGCUAAACAAUUCGUUCGCCAUUUCUCCAUAUCUCAGUCCUUACAAAGGAUGAAGAUAGCUGUGAUUGGUCAGAGUGUGUUUGGGGCAGAUGUGUACAAGCUUCUGCAGAAAGAUGGACAUGAGAUAGUUGGUGUGUUUACCGUCCCUGAUGUGAACGGAAAACCUGACCCGCUUGCUGUGGCAGCCCAGUCGGAUGGUAUUCCUGUUUUCAAGUACAAGCGUUGGCAGAUAAAGAAACAGCCAAUUCCUGAGGUUCUUGCAGAAUACCAGAAACUGGGCGCAGAGCUCAAUGUGCUACCGUUUUGCUCCCAGUUUAUUCCCAUGGACGUGAUCAAUUUUCCAAAGGAAAGGUCCAUUAUCUACCAUCCAUCCAUACUACCACUGCAUCGGGGAGCCUCUGCCAUCAACUGGACCCUGAUGCAGGGGGACAAGGUGGGAGGGUUUUCGGUAUUCUGGGCGGACGAUGGGCUCGACACCGGCCCCAUUCUUCUCCAAAAGAAGACCUACGUGGCCCCUAACGACACCGUGGAUACCAUCUACAACAGGUUCCUCUAUCCAGAAGGAGUGAAGGCUAUGGGAGAGGCAGUGCGACUAAUUGACACGGGAAUGGCUCCCAAAAUCGUGCAAAAUGAAGAUGGUGCCACCUACGAUGCCAUGAUGAAAAAGAGCAACGCUGUGAUCAACUGGGACCAGAGUGCGGAGGCGAUCCACAAUUGGAUCCGUGGCUGCGACAAAGUACCGGGAGCCUGGGCAACCAUCAAUGGAGAGCAAGUGACCUUGUAUGGGUCCAAAAUGUGGAACCGCAUGGAGCCCCGUGGCCGCUCCGUGGAAAUACAAGGGGCGUCCAGACCGGCCAUAGUGCACAAAAAUGGAAUGGUCGUUUUUGGGAAGGAUGGAAAAAUGGUGAACAUCAGCCAGGUGCAAAUGGCCAGCGGGAAAAUGAUCAACGCAAACAAGUUUGGGCGAGAUGAUGGAGGUGAGAGUAAGAUCGAGCUGACAUCAGAGGAAAAGACAAUGAUUGCAGACCUGAAGAAAGUCUGGGCCGGAAUACUCAACGUUGACGUGGAGAUCACAACGGACUUCUUCAAGUCUGGAGCUGGUUCCAUGGAUGUCGUGAGGUUGGUGGAAGAGGUGAAGGAGAAAUGUAACGGCGUCUCUCUCGAGAAUGAUGACGUCUACAUGAAUACAGUUUUUGAAGAUUUCUGCACAUGUGUUGUGAAGAGAGGACGUGGUAUCGAGGAUAAGGAACCCUUUGAAUUUGAAGCAGUAAAAAUGCGCAAGAACAACAUGGAUCUAACGAUCCCAUACCAGCUGUUCAUCGAGAACGAGUUUAUGGACUCCUCAGAUGGGAAAAUGUUCAAGACAAUAAAUCCUGCUAACGAGGAGGUGAUAUGUGAAGUCUCCCGGGGAACCCCGGAUGACGUUAACAGGGCUGUUGAGGCUGCUAAGGAAGCCUUCUUUGAGGGACCAUGGGGCAAGAUGAACGCCAGAGACCGGGGCAAGCUCAUGUACAGACUUGCCGACCUGAUGGAGGAACACAAGGAGGAGUUAGCUACCCUAGAGAGUAUUGACUCGGGGGCUGUGUACACAUUGGCUCUGAAAACACAUGUCGGCAUGUCCAUUGACACUUUCCGAUACUUUGCUGGAUGGUGUGAUAAGAUACAGGGCAAGACAAUUCCUAUCAACCACUCGACACCUAACAGGAAUCUGACGUACACGAAGCGGGAACCGAUCGGUGUGUGUGGUAUUGUGGUACCCUGGAACUACCCUCUCAUGAUGUUGGCAUGGAAAAUGGCUGCUUGUUUGGCAGCUGGAAACGUCGUCCUCCUGAAGCCUGCACAGGUGACUCCUCUGACAGCCCUGAAGUUUGCCGAGCUGUCAGUGAAGGCUGGAUUCCCACCUGGUGUUAUCAACAUCCUGCCCGGCCCAGGAUCCUCCAUUGGUCAGGCCAUGUCCGAACAUCCUGACAUCCGAAAGAUAGGCUUCACCGGCUCCACCCCCAUUGGAAAAACUAUCAUGGAGAGUUGUGCGAAGGUGAAUGUAAAGAAAGUCGGGCUGGAGCUGGGAGGGAAGUCUCCGCUCAUCAUUUUCUCUGACUGUGAUAUUGACAAGGCUGUUAGAAUGGCGUGUAGUGCAGUGUUUUUCAACAAGGGGGAGAAUUGUAUAGCCGCUGGUCGGCUGUUUGUAGAGGAUUCGAUACAUGAUGAAUUCAUCAAGAGAGUGGUAGCUGAGGUGAAGAAGAUGAAGGUUGGUGACCCCUUAAACCGCUCCACUGAUCAUGGACCUCAGAACCACCGAGCCCACCUGGAAAAGCUGGUUGAGUUCUGUGAUAUUGGGGUCAAGGAAGGGGCCACGCUGGUAUAUGGAGGCAAACAGGCUGAUAUGCCAGGGUUGUUUAUGACUCCGACAGUGUUUACUGACGUAGAGGAUGACACAAUGAUGGCCAUUGAGGAAUCUUUCGGCCCUAUCAUGAUAGUGUCCCGCUUUAUGGAUGGUGACAUUGAUGGAGUGAUAGCAAGAGCUAAUGCUUCAGAGUACGGCCUAGCAUCUGGUGUAUUCACAAAAGACAUCAACAAGGCGAUGACUGUUGCGGACGGAAUCAAGGCGGGAACGGUGUUCGUAAACACCUACAACAAGACUGAUGUCGCUUCUCCCUUUGGAGGAUUCAAGCAGUCUGGAUUCGGGAAGGAUCUGGGUGAGGAGGCCCUCAACGAGUACCUCCAGACCAAGGCUGUUACCGUGGAGUACAACAUGUAACCAUGGCAACCAACAUCGUGUUAAAUGAAGAAAAACGGACAAAACCUUCAUGCAGUUGUGUGAAGGAAGAAAAAUACAUUUAAAUAAAAGGAAAACAUCUGAAAGACUUAACUAAAUUAACAAUGAAAUAAAUAGAAACAACACGCAAGCCUCAUAAAAUAGGUGAUUUUGAAUGUUUAUUAACUGUUAUUGUUUAUUUAAUACAUUUUGUUACAAGUAUUCAGGAAAUACAAGUCCAUUGUACCAAUGGUUAUAUAUAUUUUUGUCAUGUGAUGUCUGGAGAACAGUAUUUUCAAUUCACUAGCCUAUUUGUACUGGUAAGGGACACCUUUUUUCCAGAAAAAUGGAUGUUUGGCUUAAAUAAUUUGAGGAAUACUGAAUGAUAUUUCAUAGGAAAAAAGUUUGGGCCCUGAUAUAAAAUUCAUUGCAAUAAGAUAUGUAAUAUAUGCUGAUUUUUUUAACGAUUUUUUUUGUGCCAAUCUAAUUUAUUCAAAUCUUGUUAAAUGACAGUGAACUGUGGCAAUAAUUUUCCCAAUUUAUAAAAUAAUCAUUUGCAUGAAAGAGAAUCAGAGUGGUAUUGCUAAACGUGGGUGAUUACAGGGUGGGCAAAUCAUUGGUACGGGCAAAAAAGAGGUCCCUUACCAGUUUAGUUUUGGAUAGUUUUAUUUUACACACCAGCAUUAUUUGCAUUAAACCUUUCCUGAACUAAUUCUGAAUCUAUAGGAAAAUUACAUUGACAGAUAUACACUGGCACAGAAUUGGAUAUUGUAGUUAAAAUAGAUGGAAAAAUGAACAGUGAAUUUUUUUCACAAUGCUGUCAAAUUUAUGUGCCUUGAUAAGAGUUUACCACUUUCACUUUUUUAUUAGUGUUAUGAAAUGACUUGUUUUUUUCUAUUUAUGUUCUUCAAAAAUUAUAAAAAUACUCAAUUUAAAUUGUGAAGAGGGUGGAUCUCAUAUAAAUUGUCAAUAGUCAGGGGGUGGUUAAAUUACCGUCCUAGGAGUGAUUUGUAUCUAGGAAUGGUUUGUACCUAGGAGUGGAUUUUACCUAGGAGGGAUUUGUACCUAGGAGGGAUUUGUACCUAGGAGUGAUUUGUAUCUAGGAGGGAUUUGUAUCUAGGAGGGAUUUGUACCUAGGAGUGGUUUGUACCUAGGAGGGAUUUGUACCUAGGAGUGGAUUUUACCUAGGAGGGAUUUGUACCUAGGAGGGAUUUGUACCUAGGAGUGAUUUGUAUCUAGGAGGGAUUUGUACCUAGGAGGGAUUUGUAUCUAGGAGUGGUUUGUACCUAGGAGGGAUUUGUACCUAGGAGUGGUUUGUACCUAGGAGGGAUUUGUACCUAAAAGUGAUUUUACCUAGGAGGGAUUUGUACCUAGGAGGGAUUUGUAUCUAGGAGGGAUUUGUAUAUAGGAGAUAUUGUCAAGAGUUCAUGGGUUAUUGGAGAGUGCUAGGAUCAAGGUUGUACAAAGGGAGAUUUUUUAACAGUGCAUUCAAUCUCUCCUACAAACAAGAUAUUUCCUAGAGUUCUUCAUGAAAUUGCACCAGGUACUUCUGUUGCAGGUAUGAAAUUGUUGCUAGGUAUGAAAUUGUCGCUAGGUAUGAAAUUGUUGCUAGGUAUGAAAUCGUUGCUAGGUAUGAAAUUGUUGCUAGGUAUGAAAUCGUUGCUAGGUAUGAAAUCGUUGCUAGGUAUGAAAUCGUUGCUAGGUUAAAAAUGGUUGCUAGGUUUGAAAUCUUUGCUUGGUAAGAAUUCAUUGCUAGGUAAAAAAGGUAAAACAUUGUUGAUAGGGAUGAAAUCACUUCUAGAAACCGUGAUGAAAUGGCUCCCAGUAUGUAAGAUGGUAGCUCAUCAACAGUACAUUUUCACUGUUGUACAAACUAAUUUUUACUAAAAUUUUGGUUUUAUUUAGAAAUAAAAUGUAUUUAUAAGACUUACCUAUCUGUCUUUAUGGUAUGGUCAAUGUUCAGGCGUGUUUUAAUUUACACACUAAGAUCUUUUGUUUGAUUAUUUCACAAUUUCAUUUUUUUUUGUGUUUGGACCACUUACCAAUCAUGUAUUUAGUCAGUUUCAAUUUAUGAUUUAUUGCUGUGUUUAAGUCAUUUAAAUGUUAUAUUGUUUUGUUUGCAUUGAGUUAUAUUUAGAAUGAUAUAUUACACUUACAUUGUUAUACAGUAUUGGGUAUCUUACCAACGGACAUACAUGUGUACAUCCAAAUACCAUUCCAACAUCAAGAAGUUUACACAUAUAAAUCAUAACACUCCUUUCAAUUUCUAACAACUUUUCUUCAAGACUCAAAUUGUCUCAUAUGACCGGUCAAACAAUUUCAGUAAAAAGUUAUUAUUAAGACUCUAAACAUUUGUUUUGAAAAUGGGUUUAUAUGAUAAUAUGGUCGUUGAUUAUAUGCAGCCUGUUUAUAAUGACAGGGUAUCACUGUCUCAUUGUUCUCAGGCCGGUUGCUAGUCAUGCUCAGAGUGAGGCUGUUUUCACUGGUAUUUCUGACCAACAAAUUGAUCUGUUAAUAAUUCAAAAACUGGAUAAUGUCAUCAUAUGUCUGCAUCCGUCUUAUGCCAAAUAAAUGAUUUAGUAAGACAAAGAAUAAAUGACUGUUAGUUGGAAUAAGGUAAUUAUUAAAAUUAACAGUGUAGUUCCAUGAUCGAUUACAGUAUUGAAACAAAAAUAUUGCUGAGGGUCAUUUUAAGGGGAGACGUUUUCGAUGAGCCAGUCUUGCCACUGCAAACAAACCAGGUUUUAAGCAUAUCAAUGUUGAUUUGUCUUUGUAAAUCAGGAGGGAGGGUUGGGUAUACUUCCAGACCUUCUCACAGACGUCCAAUAGAUCUUACCAAUUCCCUACAUAAAUAUUUUUUAAAAGACAAGAACUCAGUCAGAGUCUGUAGUCAUAGAGGGAUGUUGAAAAUAAAUGAAAUCUCUUUAAAUGCAUAUCACAAGUUAAUUAGUAGUUCUCGAAAAAAACAUGCCUUAUUAUCAGUAUUAUAUAGACAUUAUUUUAGUCUGUUUAUUACUUGGAUCUUUUUCAGUUCUGCAUCCUUUUGAAAAUUGUACAUACAUUUUAAUCCUUGCCUAUUAAGUUUUUGGAGGAAUUCCAUGAAAUGGUGUUGAAAUAAAACUCCCAUUAUCUUCCCAGAAAUCAGGCAACAUUAGGUGCUCUUCAUUUACUUGUGGUUUAUCAAAAUCCACACCAAGAUAGGAGCCAAGAUUGAAGCCGAUUUCAAUUCUCCCCCUUGAGAGUUUGUACUGAAAUAUUAUUGAAUGUUAAUGAUAGAAAGUGUGCAGUGCCUCCUCGUGGUAAAGAUGUGUGCCGCUUUAAAGGAUGUUUCAAUAUACAGUUGUUUUGUAUUCCAUGAUUAAAUGAGUUUGGUUUCAGACUUAUAUAACACCCAUCACGAUUUUGAUUGCCUUUGUGUUGGUUUUGGUUGGUGAAAUAACUUCUCACUGUAUUCUGUAAUCAUUUAAAUAGUUUUAUGUGAAGGUGAAGAAAAUAAAAUCUUUUCAACUAGAAA
Mya arenaria is the source of this 6368-nucleotide messenger RNA. RefSeq names its product cytosolic 10-formyltetrahydrofolate dehydrogenase-like. The transcript has 21 exons. The coding region runs from base 92 to 2857 and encodes 921 amino acids. NCBI's taxonomy places the organism in Eukaryota, Metazoa, Mollusca, Bivalvia, Myida, Myidae. Gene Ontology annotation, cellular component: cytoplasm. Gene Ontology annotation, biological process: one-carbon metabolic process; biosynthetic process; 10-formyltetrahydrofolate catabolic process. Gene Ontology annotation, molecular function: aldehyde dehydrogenase (NAD+) activity; formyltetrahydrofolate dehydrogenase activity. The record is from RefSeq and is a predicted model, not a curated record.